AUGACUGCUUUGGAAGCUGAUCUCAGCAAACUCUCCCUGCAAGAGCGCCCCCAGCACAACGAGCAUCCUGGCCAGCACCCAGACGGAGGGGAGGUUGAGGAAGAGCCGGCGGAAAUCCUGCCUUUCAGAUUUUUUGACUUGCCUUCGGAAAUCCGCCUCAAGAUAUACAAUUACGUGCUGUUUGGGUCAAAAAGAAAAGGAGCUGCUCGCCCAAGUGGCAAUGUGGGCUCGUCGUCCAAGAACAAACCAUUGGCACCCCUCUCCCAUCGCGUUGCGCUCUUCCUAGCUUCGCGUCGCAUUCACGAUGAAGCCUCGGUGCAGUUUUACUCGGUUCAAACGUUCCGUGUCUUUCAGAUCCAGGAUUACUCGCGGUUACCCACGUUAACCAGCCUUGCGCCUACCUACCGGCCACUCAUAAAAAAAAUUGAGCUCAUUCUCGGAUCAAGUUGGACGGCGCCUCCGAAAUCGUGGAAAGUCACGAAUCGCCUUGGUUUAGCGGAAAUGACCGGGCUCCAGACACUGAAAAUCUUCAUUCAGUGUGACCCUUCGCACCCGGUUUUCGAAGGAUUCAGAAUAUCUUCCGAUUUUUAUACUGGUUUUGCGGGCGAGAUGGUACAGAAGAUUUUGGAACAGUUACCGAAUUUGACUCAGGUUGAAUUUGACGCUUGGCCUUCGGUUCAGAAGAAUGGAGCUCUGAUGAGACGCUUGUUAUCUGAAGUCCGCACAGCAAACAAGAAGAUUCUCUGGGGCCCUGAACGCGGAUGGAAUGACUGGGAGGAUGAAGACUGGAACGAUACCGCGAGUAAAAUGAAUGCUACCGGGUCCAUCUCAAUUACUGACCUAAGUCGAAAAUCACUGCGUAGACAGCAUGUACCUGCGGCCAGGAUCGCGACGUUGUCAUAG
Molecule: messenger RNA, 903 nt
Organism: Talaromyces atroroseus
Lineage: Eukaryota; Fungi; Ascomycota; Eurotiomycetes; Eurotiales; Trichocomaceae
Exons: 1
Coding region: 1-903 (300 amino acids)
Source: RefSeq, a predicted model, not a curated record